Messenger RNA from Aspergillus fischeri NRRL 181, 168 nucleotides. RefSeq lists its product as uncharacterized. The transcript has 3 exons. NCBI's taxonomy places the organism in Eukaryota, Fungi, Ascomycota, Eurotiomycetes, Eurotiales, Aspergillaceae. The record is from RefSeq and is a predicted model, not a curated record. The coding region runs from base 1 to 168 and encodes 55 amino acids.
AUGCCUGCUUGGGUGGCCAAGGGUGUUGUGAUCAGCUCUGUAGUCCCCUUACUGGAAAUGAUAACUGUGGACAAUGUGGAAAUAUAUGCCCCAGUGGCUCAGUCUGUACAGGAAAUGCAUGCCUCUGUACCAGCAGUGGAUUGGCUCCUUGCAAUGGACAAUGUGUAA